AUGGACGACGGAAUUGAUUCAACAAGAGAAGUGCAAGUCUUGAAGGAAGUAGGCUUGAAUGCGGAUCAAAUUUUCCAACUCUUGAUGGAGAAGGAAAAGACAAGGCAAAUAGAAUUGGAAAUUGUACUCGUGGAAAAGAAGAGAAAAUUCUCUGAUAACACUACUUCGGAUGAUGGAGUAUUAACAGAAUGGAAAAAGAAAAAACUAAAUGAAUUAUCAUCAAGAGCUUUAUGUGGGGAUGUUUGGAUUAAUAUUUUGGAAUUUCUUCCAGGCGUUGAAGGGUUUCGUAUGGUGAUGCUUUCUAAACAAGUAAUGAGAGCAACAAAACACUUAACUAGAAUUGAAUUUGACAAACGUGUUAAAUCGAGUAGAUUAGAAGACUUUAUAUGUUCUUCACAGUUUAAGCAUAUUCAAACCUUGAACAUUAACUAUACUAUUACACAGCCAAUGUUUAAUAUCUUGAUAAGGAAUUGUGAAAAUCUCAAAACAUUGACAGUUGUAGUACCUGAUGGUUUUGUUCUUGGCAUCCCUAAUUCAAACUGUAGUGUGAAAAAUUUACGAACUUUACAACUUUCAACGGAAUCACUCAACAAAGCCUAUUUAGAAUCGCUCAACUCUUAUUUGUUCAACCUCGAAGAUUUAAAGUUACCAUCAUUUAAAUCAAAACUUGCUUCUGACUUUCUUAACACCUGCACUAAAAAUAUUCGAGUAUUAGAAAUUGAUAAGGUUAAUUUCGACUUGGACCCAAAGGACUAUCUGCCCAAUUUGAAAUCUCUGAAAAUUCGACGCUUGAUAUGUAAUAUGAAGAUCUUUCUUUCAUUUUUUGAAAUCAAGACUUUAACUUCACUAAAUAUGUCCCUUGACAGUUUAAAUAAUGAUGAAGGGUUUACAGAAACAAAUACUAUAAUUGAAUCCAAGUUGGAAUACUUGAAGUUGAAUAUCACUGGCAUGCUUACUGAUAUAAUUUGUAAAUAUCAAUUUCCCAAUCUUGAGUGCCUUUCACUCACUCCUGAAUUAACGAUGAAUUCUGCAACUUCUUUAGGGACCAACUCCAGCUUAGCGAAUUUAAAAACGUUGGAACUUUUCGAAACUAGCAUUGAUGAAUUGAAAGCGUUAUGUAGCUCUAUUUAUCUUAAGAAGUUAACAUCUCUUACUGUAGAUUACGAAGAUAUUCGUGAUAUCGUUUGUGGUCUAGAUUAUAUAACACAAUCAGAAUCGUUUUCCAAUCUAUAUAACUUGCAAUUUUUUGGAAAUAAUGUAAAUUUGGAUUUAUUUUCCUCCGUUUCUAAAUUUUCCAAACUCAGAUUAUUAUACCUAUAUGAUCCCGAUAUUAAUUCACUUAUUAAUUUAUCCAAAUCCACACAUUUUCCACAUUUAAGAAAAUUAAGGAUCUACCUUAGCGAAAUUGUUCCAACCAAUUUCCUUGAAAAUAUUGCUAAUAAUGAAUCAUUUCGUAAAUUGUUCUAUUUAGGCAUAUGUCUUAAUGAUGAACAAGUUCCAAUACUAGUUAAUGCCAAAUAUUUCAAAUUGAAAAACUUGACAAUUUAUGGCAAAUAUGUUACCAAUGUAGGAGCUAAAAUAUUACAGGACCACAACAUUAACUUUGAAUUUGACGAAUAA
Messenger RNA from Naegleria gruberi, 1620 nucleotides. RefSeq lists its product as uncharacterized. NCBI's taxonomy places the organism in Eukaryota, Heterolobosea, Eutetramitea, Acrasida, Naegleriidae. The transcript has a single exon. The record is from RefSeq and is a predicted model, not a curated record. The coding region runs from base 1 to 1620 and encodes 539 amino acids.